Messenger RNA from Apodemus sylvaticus (European woodmouse), 1977 nucleotides. It is a transcript of the gene Taf15, whose product is annotated as TATA-box binding protein associated factor 15. The transcript has 16 exons. The coding region runs from base 120 to 1886 and encodes 588 amino acids. Gene Ontology annotation, biological process: regulation of DNA-templated transcription. Gene Ontology annotation, cellular component: nucleus. Gene Ontology annotation, molecular function: transcription coregulator activity; RNA binding. The record is from RefSeq and is a predicted model, not a curated record. NCBI's taxonomy places the organism in Eukaryota, Metazoa, Chordata, Mammalia, Rodentia, Muridae.
CCGCAAUCGGCCUGCCCGCCGCGCCGCCCUCAGAGCAGCUCCAGCAGCCGCGCCGCCUGGCUUUUCGUUUUCCUUGUUCUCCGCGGGCCGUGGGGGGCUCCGCGCCGCGGCUGUUAGUCAUGUCGGAUUCUGGAAGUUACAGUCAGUCUGGGGGUGAGCAGCAAAGUUAUUCUUCCUAUGGAAAUCAAGGCAGUCAAGGCUAUGGACAAACACCACAAAGCUAUUCUGGCUAUGGGCAAACGACUGAUUCUUCAUAUGGACAAAACUAUGGUGGUUACUCCAGUUAUGGACAAAAUCAAUCAGGUUAUUCACAGUCCUAUGGUAGUUAUGAGAAUCAAAAGCAGAGUUCAUAUGGCCAGCAAUCAUAUAAUAACCAGGGACAACAAAACACGGAAUCAUCGGGAGGUCAAGGUGGAAGAGCACCUUCAUAUGGCCAAUCAGACUAUGGUCAGCAAGAUUCUUAUAACCAGCAGUCAGGUUAUGAUCAGCAUCAAGGCUCAUAUGAUGAGCAGUCCAAUUAUCAGCAACAUGAUUCCUAUAAUCAAAACCAGCAGUCUUUCCAUUCACAAAGGGAAAACUACAGUCACCACACACAAGAUGACCGUCGUGAUGUGAGUAGGUAUGGAGAAGAUAAUAGAGGAUAUGGCGGGUCACAGGGAGGAGGUAGAGGGCGUGGGGGAUAUGACAAGGAUGGAAGAGGUCCUAUGACAGGAUCAAGUGGUGGUGACCGCGGUGGCUUCAAAAAUUUUGGUGGUCACAGGGAUUAUGGACCCAGACCAGAUGCUGAUUCAGAGUCUGAUAAUUCAGAUAACAACACAAUCUUUGUGCAAGGACUUGGGGAGGGUGUCUCUACAGAUCAAGUGGGAGAGUUCUUUAAGCAAAUAGGAAUUAUCAAGACUAACAAAAAGACUGGAAAACCAAUGAUAAAUCUUUACACAGACAAAGACACAGGAAAGCCAAAAGGGGAAGCAACAGUGUCAUUUGAUGACCCUCCAUCAGCUAAGGCAGCCAUUGAUUGGUUUGAUGGAAAAGAAUUCCAUGGAAAUAUCAUCAAAGUGUCAUUUGCCACUAGAAGGCCUGAAUUCAUGAGAGGUGGUGGAAGUGGAGGUGGACGACGAGGUCGUGGAGGAUAUAGAGGCCGUGGAGGUUUUCAGGGGCGAGGUGGAGACCCCAAGAAUGGAGACUGGGUUUGCCCUAAUCCGUCAUGUGGAAAUAUGAAUUUUGCUCGAAGAAAUUCCUGUAAUCAGUGCAAUGAGCCUAGACCAGAGGACUCACGUCCCUCAGGGGGAGAUUUCCGGGGGAGAGGUUUCGGUGGAGAAAGGGGCUACAGAGGUCGUGGGGGCAGAGGUGGAGACCGAGGUGGCUAUGGUGGAGACAGAAGUGGGGGAGGUUAUGGUGGAGACAGGAGUGGUGGUAGCUAUGGUGCAGAUAGAAGUGGGGGUGGUUAUGGAGACAGGAGUGGGGGUGGCUAUGGUGGGGAUAGAGGAGGUGGCUAUGGAGGAGACAGAGGUGGUUAUGGUGGAGACCGAGGGGGCAGCUAUGGAGGAGACAGAGGUGGCUAUGGAGGAGAUCGAGGCGGUUAUGGAGGUGAUCGAGGAGGCUACGGAGGUGAUCGAGGAGGAUAUGGAGGUGAUCGAGGUGGAUAUGGAGGAGACCGCAGCCGGGGGGCCUAUGGAGGAGACCGUGGUGGUGGUGGUGGCAGUGGAGGCUACGGUGGAGACAGAAGUGGAGGCUAUGGUGGAGACCGAGGUGGUGGCUACGGAGGAGACCGAGGUGGGGGUUAUGGAGGCGACCGAGGUGGCUAUGGAGGAGACCGAGGUGGCUAUGGAGGCAAAAUGGGAGGAAGAAACGACUACAGAAAUGAUCAGCGCAACCGACCGUACUGAUGGCUGUUUCAGAUACUCCUUUGUCUCUGACAUGAUCCAUGGGGAAUUGUCAGAGUGUGCCUGCUGCUUUCCUCAUGGCCUCUUGGGUAGU